AUGAUGCCGAUGUUCCUCACCGUGUACCUUAGCAACAACGACCACCACUUCAACGAGGUUCCCAUCACCCCAGAGACGCUAUGCAGAGAUGUGGUGGAGCUCUGCAAGGAGCCUGGCGAGACCGACUGCUACCUGGCUGAGAUGUGGAGAGGCUCAGAGCGCGUCAUUGGAGACGGGGAGCGGAUGUUGGAGGUGUUGCAGCGAUGGGGGCAGCAGAGGGGGGAGGUCCGUUACCUCCUGCGUCACCAACGGGCUCCUGGACGAGAUGCAGGUGGAUCCAGAAGUGCAGAUCAAAUGAUGAAGAGGAACCAGGUGAAGGCUUGUGUGGAGAGAUGUCUGGAGAACGGGGUCUCAGCUCCUCGGCUGGACGUGACGCUGAGCGAGCUGCAGGAUCUGGCAACCCGACAGCAGCAGCAAAUCAACGCCCAGCAGCAGCUACUGGCCUCCAAGGAGCAGCGACUACGGUACCUGAAGCUGCAGGAUCAGCGGCAGCAACAGCAGCAGGAGGCGUCCGAACAGGAGCGACUGCGACAGCUCAGAGAGAACGCACACAACCAAGAGGCCAAACUGCGAAGGGUUCGGGCCCUCAGGGGCCAGGUGGAGCAGAAACGUCUCAGUAACAGCAAACUAGUGGAGGAGAUCGAGCAGAUGACUGGUCUGUUCCAGCAGAAGCAGAGGGAGCUGCUGGUGGCUGUGGCCAGAGUGGAGGAGCUGAGCGACCAGCUGGAGGCGCUGAGGAGCAACAGACUGGAGCCUCCUCUUCCUCUUCCUCACCACCACAACACCUCCUCCACAGCUGAGCUGGAGCGCCUCUAUAAGGAGCUGCAGCUGAGGAACAAGCUGAACCAGGACCAGAGCGUCAGGCUGCAGCAGCAGAGGGACAGCCUGAACAAGAGGAACCUGGAGGUGGCAGCCAUGGACCGGCGGCUGGCCGAGCUCCGGCAGCGGCUCUGGAAGAAGAAGGCCGCCCUGCAGCAGAAGGAGAAUCUGCCGGUGGUCUCGGAUGGCGUGGCCCCUCAGCACGGCGUAGGCUCCAGAGUGGCAGCGGUGGGGCCGUACAUACAGUCAUCCUCUACAUCCACCUCUCAGGGGCCUCCGGUGCCGCCUCACCAGGAGAUUCUGGUGAAGCCAGCGUACCCGGACGGCACUGCCACCUUGCCCAUGCCGGACUCGUCCCUGAAGCCGCCGCCCAGACCAGCCAAACCAGCCUCAAGUACGCAAUCAGGUUUCAACGCCUCAAAAAUAACAAAACUUUCUGACUGGAGCUGCUCGUUUUCUGAAUCCGGUGGAGGUUACAGCCAUGCCUCCACGCUACCUCGCAUGUCCAGCCUCAGCUGCCACAACUCAGGUGGUGAGACCUUCACCAAUCAGAAGGGUCCCUCCGGGUCUGACCUCCCGCCACCUGUCCCUUCACGAACCAAUCACACUGCUGAGAACCUGCUCAGGGACAAUCAGGCUUCGGGUAAAGGUCUGGCCAAGAUGGUGCCGCCUCCAGUUCCCAGUAAGCCCAAACCGUUCUCCUCCUCUGACCCACCAACCUUCGCCAAGCCCACCUACAGCACCGGGACCUUCCCCGGUAAGGUGAAGCCAGUCGGGGGCCACCUCAGGGCUCUGGGAAUCAUCUCCAGCCACAGCAACACCCUCCCUCUGCCCAGCAAGCAGGAGAGUCCGCCGGCCGCCGCCGUGCGCCCCUACACCCCGGACCUCUCGGACGGCCCCCCUCCUGUGCUGCAGAAGCCAAAGACUCUGGCAGCUUCAUCCAUCUACUCCAUGUACACGCAGCAGGCUACGCCCGGGAAGGGCUACCAGCCGGGUGGCCAGGGCACACUGCCCCGCAGCCAGCCCCGAGUCUAUGGAAAGCCAGUCCUCCCAGCCAGCGGGGGGCAGCAAAGCUCAGACAACGCUGUCUUGAAUUUUGGGUUUUGCGUGUCUAACGGCAGCGAGUCUGACAACAGCUGCCCAGGCAGUGGCGAAGGCGGCGGAGGAGACACGGUGGAACGCACCAACCCUCGACCGCUCAGUCCCACCAAGCUCCUGCCCUUCCUGUCCAACCCUCACAGAAACCCCAGCGACGCCGACCUGGAGACCCUGCGGCGCCGGUUGCACCACGCCCCCCGGCCUCUGAAGAAACGCAAUUCCAUCACAGAGCCUGAAGGCCCGGCCGGACCCAAUAUCCAGAAGCUCCUCUACCAGAAGACCACUCUGGCUGCCAUGGAAACCAUCCCCAUGGAGACAGUCGGUUCAGCUGGAGCGUACGUGCAGCCAGCAGCUCACGAGGACAGGAUGGGCGGCGUGGAUAUAACGUCUAGGGUGGAAGACAACAGCGGCGCUCCCUUUGACGAACUGUCCGCUGAGAGCCCCGAGGACGCCUUGACCCCACCUCCACUGCCACCUCGCUCGCCCCUCCCUGAUCCCACUUCCUGCCACACCCUGCCCCCACCACUGGAGGACAGAGAGGAAGAGGAGAUGUGUCCUUCUACCUUAGUUCAUGACCACUUUCCAGAGGAGUUUCCCCCAUACCCACCUCCACCUUACCCGAGCUGUGGGGAGGUGGAGCAGGGGGACGACGUCAACCUGCAACCACCAGAGGUGACCGGGCAGGUCACAGUGCCACCUGGUAAGAAGUCGAUCCUUCGUAAAGCCAGCUCAGAGCGGAUCGACCACAGUAUGCGGGUCAAGUUCAACCCUCUGGCCCUGCUGCUGGACUCGUCCCUAGAAGGCGAGUACGACCUCGUCCAGAGAGUCAUCUACGACGUUGACGACCCAAGUAUGCCGAACGAUGAGGGCAUCACGGCGCUGCACAACGCCGUCUGCGCUGGCCACACCGAGAUCGUCAAGUUCUUGGUUCAGUUUGGCGUCAAUGUCAACGCUGCCGACAGUGAUGGCUGGACUCCCCUUCACUGCGCUGCCUCCUGCAACAACGUUCAGGUCUGCAAAUUCCUGGUGGAGUCGGGGGCGGCCGUGUUCGCCACCACCUACAGCGACAUGCAGACGGCUGCUGACAAGUGUGAGGAGAUGGAGGACGGCUACGCCCAGUGCUCGCAGUUCCUCUACGGCGUUCAGGAAAAGAUGGGCGUAAUGAACCGAGGCGUGGUGUACGCCCUGUGGGACUACGAGCCUCAGAGUGACGACGAGCUCGGCUUCACUGAGGGCGACUGCAUGACCGUGCUGAGACGGGAGGACGAGGUGGAGACGGAGUGGUGGUGGGCGCGAUGUGGCGACAGCGAGGGCUACAUACCCCGCAACCUGCUGGGGCUGUAUCUGAGGAUCAAGCCGAGGCAGAGGAGCCUGGCUUAACGGCCGGCGGACAUCUCCUUCAAAGACCAAAAUGUUUCCACGAGGGAGAAGCAGCAGAGACAUGAAGCUCUGAACCCGUGCAACAGAAACACAGAAUAUCAGAGAUAGCUGACGUUAAAAAAAAGCAGGAACUCGUUUCUGGACUGAUGAUUGGACGCCUGUUUGGUUUUCAGCACAAAGAAUGUAACAAAGAACUGCUGGAGAGCAGAGACAGAAGAAACAACUGCCUCCUUUGGUAAAAGAAAGGAUCUGAGAUCAGCACAUGUUCAACUUUUGCUGAUAAAUCAUGUCUGAGUUCUCCUUUGACAUCCUUCAGCUGAGCCGUCCUGUGGCGCCAGGGAGCCACGAUCACUGAGUUUGGAUUUUUAUUUUAACUUCAUCUUGUGAUAUUUAGUUUUUUGUCGUUUAAUUUCAUUUAGUUUUAUUUAAGAGUGACAAAGGAGUUAAAAAAUAAAAAUAAAAGACAAAAAAGGCAGAAUCACAUGUAGCAGAACUGAACCUGGGGUUUUACAGGCUCCUGCAGUCCUUUGAUUUUGUUCCAUCAUUCAUUAGUUUCACCAAAAGUAGAAGCACCCAGAGAGUUUGACCAGAUUUUCAGUGUACAGUCUCACAGCCUGUAAAUUUUAUGUAGCUGAUUAAAUAUAGCUAUGAUGCAGAGCCCCAGAAGCCUCAACAAUGCACCAAAUCAUGACUCGUGCAGAUACGGUGUUAACUUGAAAAACACACGACAUACUGACUUGACAGGAACAAUGUGGUAGUUUGUGCAAACACACGAGUGCUUUGUGGAAACAAUGAAAACAGGAUCUUCUGUGUCUUCAGUGGCUCUGUACUGCAGAAUGCAUUUCACCUUGUCACUGGUAAUAACUGAGUUAUUUCAUUUGCUUAUUUAUGUUCAGACGUUGUGCCCAGUUAUUGUUGAUCACUUGUUUUGUUUUGCAGCUCAGCUCAGCGUACGUGUUGAAGAUGAUUAUGAAGGAUUUUUUUUGUUAUGCAAGUUAUUUAAUUAAAAAU
Messenger RNA from Stegastes partitus (bicolor damselfish), 4308 nucleotides. RefSeq names its product tumor protein p53 binding protein, 2b (gene tp53bp2b). Gene Ontology annotation, cellular component: nucleus. The coding region runs from base 1 to 3297 and encodes 1098 amino acids. The transcript has 18 exons. Gene Ontology annotation, molecular function: p53 binding. Lineage: Eukaryota; Metazoa; Chordata; Actinopteri; Pomacentridae. Gene Ontology annotation, biological process: signal transduction; regulation of apoptotic process. The record is from RefSeq and is a predicted model, not a curated record.